AUGUCCGCACUCGAGCAUAGCGGUCACUACCGCAUCCAUCCUGUCCAUGGCGAUCCGGGAUGCAUCACUGCGCAAGACGUCGGCCAAGCCUUGCACGUACAGCCGCCGAGUACGGACAAGAACCAGAUCUGGGAUAUCCGAAUGAUCGAACACGAUCUCUACCAUAUCGUUCUCAAGGACAAGCCGGAUUUUGGUGCGUCUACGUUCCCUGGACCAGCCCCAUUCCAGGCAGUUCGACUGCUCGACCGUCUUAGCGCCUUCCGCCUGUCCAACGCCGGCGGUCCGGACAUGCUCCACAUUGCUCCGGCCGAAACCGACGAGCUGACCGUGGCGAUGUCAGGCGGAAAGGACGUUGUCUUGACGCCGACCGAUCACCACGGACCGUUCGCUUGGCGCUUUGUUCGAGCCUGA
Messenger RNA from Kalmanozyma brasiliensis GHG001, 411 nucleotides. RefSeq lists its product as uncharacterized. The record is from RefSeq and is a predicted model, not a curated record. Bases 1 to 411 code for a protein of 136 amino acids. The transcript is spliced from 3 exons. Lineage: Eukaryota; Fungi; Basidiomycota; Ustilaginomycetes; Ustilaginales.